GGGGAGGGAGGUAGAGAAGAGGGAAGGAGCGAGGGAAGGAACGCGGGGAAGGGAGGAAGGAAACGAACGAGGGGGAGGGAGGUCCCUGUUUUGGAGGAGCUGGGAGCUUUGCCGGCCCCUGAAGUGGAGCGAGAGGGAGGUGCUUCGCCGUUUCUCCUGCCGGGGGAGGUCCCGGCUUCCCGUGGAGACUCCGGACCAAGCCCCUUCAGCUUCUCCCUCCGGAUCGAUGUGCUGCGGUUAACCCGUGAGGAGGCGGCGGCCGCGGAAGAUGGUGUUGCUGAGAGUGUUAAUUCCGCUCCUCUCCUGGGCGGCGGGGCUGGGAGGUCAGUAUGGAAAUCCUUUAAAUAAAUACAUUAGACAUUAUGAAGGAUUAUCUUAUGAUGUGGAUUCAUUACACCAAAAACACCAGCGUGCCAAAAGAGCAGUUUCACAUGAGGACCAGUUUUUACGUCUAAAUUUCCAUGCCCAUGGAAGACAUUUCAACCUACGAAUGAAGAGGGAUACAUCCCUUUUCAGUGAUGAAUUUAAACUAGAAACAUCAAAUGAAGUACUUGAUUAUGAUACCUCUCAUAUUUACACUGGACAUAUUUAUGGUGAAGAAGGAAGUUUUAGCCAUGGGUCUGUUAUUGAUGGAAGAUUUGAAGGAUUCAUCCAGACUCGUGGUGGCACGUUUUAUGUUGAGCCAGCAGAGAGAUAUAUUAAAGACCGAACUCUGCCCUUUCAUUCUGUCAUUUAUCAUGAAGAUGAUAUUAACUAUCCCCAUAAAUAUGGUCCACAGGGGGGCUGUGCAGAUCAUUCAGUAUUUGAAAGGAUGAGGAAGUACCAGAUGACUGGUGUAGAGGAAGUAACACAGACACCUCAAGAAGAACAUGCUGUUAAUGGUCCAGAACACCUGAGGAAAAAACGUACAACUUCAGCUGAAAGAAAUACUUGUCAGCUUUAUAUUCAGACUGAUCAUCUGUUCUUUAAAUAUUAUGGAACACGAGAAGCUGUGAUUGCCCAGAUAUCUAGUCACGUUAAAGCAAUUGAUACGAUUUACCAGACUACAGACUUCUCCGGAAUCCGUAACAUCAGUUUCAUGGUGAAACGAAUAAGAAUCAACACAACUGCUGAUGAAAAGGACUCUACAAAUCCCUUCCGUUUCCCAAAUAUUGGUGUGGAGAAGUUUCUGGAAUUGAAUUCUGAGCAGAAUCAUGAUGACUACUGUUUGGCCUAUGUCUUCACAGACCGAGAUUUUGAUGAUGGUGUUCUUGGUCUGGCUUGGGUUGGAGCACCUUCAGGAAGCUCUGGAGGAAUAUGUGAAAAAAGUAAGCUGUAUUCAGAUGGUAAGAAGAAGUCCUUAAACACUGGAAUUAUUACUGUUCAGAACUAUGGGUCUCAUGUACCCCCCAAAGUCUCUCACAUUACUUUUGCUCAUGAAGUUGGACAUAACUUUGGAUCUCCACAUGAUUCUGGAACAGAGUGCACUCCAGGAGAAUCUAAGAAUUUAGGGCAGAAAGAAAAUGGCAAUUACAUCAUGUAUGCAAGAGCAACAUCCGGGGACAAACUUAACAACAAUAAAUUCUCACUCUGUAGUAUUAGAAAUAUAAGCCAAGUUCUUGAGAAGAAGAGAAACAACUGUUUUGUUGAAUCUGGCCAACCUAUUUGUGGAAAUGGGAUGGUGGAGCAAGGUGAAGAAUGUGACUGUGGCUAUAGUGACCAGUGUAAAGAUGAGUGCUGCUAUGAUGCAAACCAGCCAGAGGGCAAGAAAUGCAAGCUGAAGCCUGGGAAGCAGUGCAGCCCAAGUCAAGGUCCCUGUUGUACAGCACAGUGUGCAUUCAAAUCAAAAACUGAGAAGUGUCGGGAUGAUUCAGACUGUGCAAAAGAAGGAAUAUGUAAUGGCAUCACCGCUCUCUGCCCAGCCUCUGAUCCUAAACCAAACUUUACAGACUGUAAUAGGCAUACACAAGUGUGCAUUAAUGGGCAAUGUGCAGGUUCUAUCUGUGAGAAGUAUGGCUUGGAGGAGUGUACCUGUGCCAGUUCAGAUGGCAAAGAUGAUAAGGAAUUAUGCCACGUCUGCUGUAUGAAGAAGAUGGAUCCAUCAACUUGUGCCAGUACAGGGUCUUCGCGGUGGAGCAUGCACUUCGUUGGUCGAACCAUCACCUUGCAACCUGGAUCCCCUUGCAAUGAUUUUAGAGGCUACUGUGAUGUUUUCAUGCGGUGCAGAUUAGUAGAUGCUGAUGGACCUCUGGCUAGGCUUAAAAAAGCAAUUUUUAGUCCAGAACUCUAUGAAAACAUUGCUGAAUGGAUUGUGGUUUAUUGGUGGGCAGUAUUGCUUAUGGGAAUUGCCCUGAUCAUGCUAAUGGCUGGAUUUAUUAAGAUAUGCAGUGUUCAUACUCCAAGUAGUAAUCCAAAGCUGCCUCCUCCUAAACCUCUUCCAGGCACUUUAAAGAGGAGGAGACCCCCACAGCCCAUUCAGCAACCCCAGCGUCAGAGGCCCCGGGAGAGUUAUCAAAUGGGACACAUGAGACGUUAACUGCAGCUUUUGCCUUGGUUCUUCCUAGUGCCUACAAUGGGAAAACUUCACUCCAAAGAGACACCUAUUAAAUCAUCAUCCCCAAACUAAACCCUCACAAAUAACAGUCGGAGAAAAAAUGGCAAGAGAUCAUGUCCUCAGACCAGGUGGAAUUACUUAAAUUUUAAAGCCUGAAAAUUCCAAUUUGGGGGUGGGGGGGGUGGAAAAGGAACCCAAUUUUCUUAUGGACAGCUAUUUUUAACCUAAUGGCACAAAGUCUUAGAAUAUUAUUAUGUGCCCCGUGUUCCCUGUUCUUCGUUGCUGCAUUUUCUUCACUUGCAGGCAAACUUGGCUCUCGAUAAACUUUUAUCACAAAUUGAAAUAUAUAUAUAUUUUUUUCAACUGCCAAUCAAGGCUAGGAGGCUCGACCACCUCAACAUUGGAGACAUCACUUGCCAAUGUACAUACCUUGUUAUAUGCAGACAUGUAUUUCCUACGUACACUGUACUUCUGUGUGCAAUUGUAAACAGAAAUUGCAAUAUGGAUGUUUCUUUGUAUUAUAAAAUUUUUCCGCUCUUAAUGAAAAAUUACUGUUUAAUUGACAUACUCAGGAUAACAGAGAAUGGUGGUAUUCAGUGGUCCAGGAUUCUGUAAUGCUUUACACAGGCAGUUUUGAAGUGAGACUCAAUUUACCUUUUUAUAAUGAUGGAGUUGGUUCUGAUACUCCUCUUGUCUUCACCCCAUGGCUGCUAAGAGCAUAGGAGUGACUACGUUGAAGGACACAGUUAAGUGUGCAAACUGGAUGUGCGCAGCAUACUACUUCAGAGUCCGUUCUUACGUAAAUGUCUGAUUUCUGCUUAUUUUAAACUUUCUAAUUCAAUUCCAGUUUUGAAAUUUUAAUCACGCUUUGGUAGAAAUUAUGUCAAUGAAAUGAUUUUUUUUUUAUUUGUAGCCUGUUAUUUGUGUUUUCCAUAUAUCUAAAGUAUGCUAAUUGUGUUUUUGGUUUUCUCUGAUAUGGAAAAGAAAAAGCUGUGUCUUUUAUUUUAUCAAAAUAUUAGAACAGUUUUUUCAGCAUACUAUCAUUGAUCAUUGGUAACCACUAAAGAAGGGUGAUUUGUUCAACUAGUAGUUAAAAUUGUAGAUAGGCCUUCUGACAUUUUUUUCCUUAAAAUAUUUUAACAACAGUGAAGGUGAAACAGCACAAUGUCCCAUUCCAAAUUUAUUUUUUAAACAGAUGUAAAUAACUGGCUUUUUAAAGAAAGAAAGCAAAAGCAUUUAAUGUAGUAACAGGCUUAUUGCUAUGCAGGAAUGGAAGGGGGCAUUACAACAAAGUUUUAAGCUUGUGACAUAUUUAUUGCUUCUGUUUUCCAACUACAUCACUUAAAUUAGAAGUAAACAGCUAUGAUUUUUCUGGCUUCACAUAGGAGGCAAAUUUAGAGAACGUUGAAAAGAUUUGUGUUUUGGCUUUUUUUUUCCUUUUUGUUUCUUAAGAGUAUAAGGUUUACACAAUCAUUCUCAUAAUGUGACGCAAGCCAGCAAGGCCAAAAAUGCUAGAGAAAAUAAUGGGAUCUCUUCCUUGUAAACUUGUACAGUAUGUGGUGACUUUUUUCAAAAUACAGCUUUUUGUACAUGAUUUAGAGACAAAUUUUGUACAUGAAACCCCAGAUAGACUAUAAAUAAUUCUAAACCAACAAGUAGGUAGAUAUGUAUGUAAUUGCUUUUAAAUCAUUUAAAUGCCUUUGUUUUUGGACUGUGCAAAGGUUGGAAGUGGGUUUGCAUUUCUAAAAUGGUGACUUUUAUUCUGCAAGAGUUCUUAGUAACUUCUUGAGUGUGGUAGACUUUGGAACAUGUACAUUUUUUGCUUGUAAUGUUAUCCUGUGGUAGGGUUUUGGCAGGUACCCACUGCCCUAUUUUAUUUUGAGUCUAAGUUAAAUGUUUUCUGACAAGAGAUACGUGCACUGAACUCUUUCCACUGCAAAUCAAAAUGUGGUAAAAACAAAAGGAUCAAGACAAAUGAGAUCUAAUACUACUGUCAGUUUAAUGUCCACUGUGUUUUAUACAGUAUCUUUUUGUUCACUUUGGAAAUUUUUACUAAAAAUUGCAAAAAAUAAAGUAUUGUGCAAAGAUGUAAGGUUUUUUGAAACUUGAAAUGCAUUAAUAAAUAGACUUGAUGAAAUCAA
Molecule: messenger RNA, 4674 nt
Organism: Callorhinus ursinus (northern fur seal)
Lineage: Eukaryota; Metazoa; Chordata; Mammalia; Carnivora; Otariidae
Gene: ADAM10
Product: ADAM metallopeptidase domain 10
Biological process (GO): Notch signaling pathway; membrane protein ectodomain proteolysis
Cellular component (GO): plasma membrane; synaptic membrane
Molecular function (GO): metalloendopeptidase activity involved in amyloid precursor protein catabolic process
Source: RefSeq, a predicted model, not a curated record